UCCUGGUCCCUCAGAGCGCGCCCGGUCCCCACGUCCCCGGGCGCCCGCAGCUUUCCCGCUCCCAUUUCACGGGCUGCGGCCGGGAGUGCGGGCGCGUGUCCUUGUGUUUGUGCGCGGGGUGGGGGCGGGCAGUGUUCCCUCCGGGUUGAAAUGCGGCCCAGGAGGGCGAGCCCACCCAGCUGUGCGUCCUGGCCCUCCAGCUCCGCAGGUGGCUCGGCCUGGGUCUCGCCUGCCGUCCCGCCCGGCCCCAGGUUGCGAAAUGUGCUCACAGGAGGCUUUGCAGGCACAGAGAAGCCAGCUUGUGCGGCUGCUGGUCUCAGGAUCCCUGGAAGGCUUUGAGAGCAUCCUGGACUGCCUGCUGUCCUGGGAAGUCCUCUCCUGGGAGGAAUACGAGGGCCUCUGUGUCCUGGGCCAGCCCCUCUCCCACUCAGCCAGAUGCCUCUUAGACACUGUCUGGAGUAAGGGUGCUUGGGGCUGUGAGAAGCUCAUUGCGGCUGUCAGGGAGGCCCAGGCCAGCACCCAGUCCCUGGAGCUGCAUGACUGCUGGGACCCCCAUUCACUCCACCCAGCCCAGGACCUGCAGAGUCACCGGCCAGUCAUUGUGAGGAGACUCUACAGCCAUGUGGAGGGGGUGCUGGACUUGGCGCGGGAGCGAGGCUUUGUCAGCCAGUACGAGUGUGAUGAAAUCAGACUGCCAAUCUUCACGUCCUCCCAGAGGGCAAGAAGGCUGCUGGAUCUCGCCAUGAUGAAGACGAAUGGAUUGGCUGCCUUCCUUCUACAGUGUGCUCAGGAAUUGCCAGUCCCACUGGCCCUGCCUUUCGAAGCUGCUGCAUGUAAGAAGUACCUGUCCAAGCUGAGGGCCACAGUAUCGGCUCAGUCUCGCUUCCUCAGUACCUACGAUGGGGCGGAGACCCUCUGCCUGGAGGACGUAUACACAGAGAAUACCCUGGAAGUGCGGGCGGACGUGGGCAUGGCUGGCCCUCUGCAGGAGAGCCCGGCCACCCUCAGCCUGGAGGAGCUCUUCAGCACCCACAGCCACCUCAACGCAGAUGCGGACACUGUGCUGGUGGUGGGCGAGGCGGGCAGUGGCAAGAGCACACUCCUGCAGCGGCUGCAUUUGCUGUGGGCCACGGGGAGGGCCUUCCAGGAAUUUCUCUUCGUCUUUCCGUUCAGCUGCCGGCAGCUGCAGUGCGUGGCCAAACCGCUGUCCGUGCAGAUGUUGCUCUUUGAACACUGCUGUUGGCCCGAUGCUGGACGACAGGACAUCUUCCAGUACCUUCUGGACCACCCUGACCGCAUCCUAUUAACCUUCGAUGGCUUUGAUGAGUUCAGGUUCAGGUUCACAGAUAGUGAACGUCACUGCUCUCCAGUGGACUCUACAUCUGUCCAGACCCUGCUCUUCAACCUCCUGCAGGGCAACCUGCUGAAGAAUGCCCGCAAGGUGCUGACCAGCCGCCCGGCGGCCGUGUCGCCGUUCCUCAGGAAGUACGUCUGUGUGGAGCUCAGCCUCAAGGGCUUCUCGGAGGAGGGCAUUGAGUUGUACCUGCGGAAGUGCCAUCACGAGCCUGGGAUGGCUGACCGCCUCAUCCACCUGCUCCACACGACCUCAGCCCUGCGUGGUUUAUGCCACCUGCCUGUCUUUUCAUGGAUGGUGUCCAAAUGCCACCAGGAACUGUUGCUGCAGGAAGGGGGCUCCCCAAAGACCACCACAGAUAUGUACCUGCUGAUCCUGCAGCACUUUCUGCUGCGGGCCUCUCCCCCAGACGCAGCACUCCAUGGUCUGGGGCCCAGCGUCCUUCAGGGCAGGCUCUCCAGCCUCCUGCACCUUGGCCAGCUGGCUCUCUGGGGCCUGGGCACGUGCUGCUACCUGUUUUCUGCCCAGCAGCUUCAGGCGGCACAGGUCAGCCCUGAGGACAUUGCCCUUGGCUUCCUGGUACGUGCCAAAAAUGUGGUGCCGGGGAGUGCAGCCCCCCUGGAGUUCCUGCACAUCACUUUCCAGUGCUUUUUUGCUGCCUUCUACCUGGCACUCAGUGCUGACAUACCGCCAGCCUCGCUUGGACACCUUUUCAACUGUAGCAAGCCAGGUGGCUCACCACUGGCCAGGCUGCUGCCUGGGCUGUGCAUCCAGGGCUCAGGGUGCAAGGAGGGUGGCGUGGCAGCUCUGCUCCAGAAGGCUGAGCCACACAACCUUCAGAUCACAGCAGCCUUCCUGGCAGGGCUGUUGUCCCGGGAGCACCGGGGUCUGCUGGCUGAGUGCCAGGCCUCCGAGAAGGCCCUGCUCCGGCUGCAUGCCCGUGUCCGCUGGUGCCUGGCCUGCAGCCUCCGAAAGCACUUCCAGUCCAUCUCGCCAGGCGUGCCGGGUGAGGCCAAGAGCAUGCACGCCAUGCCGGGGUUUGUCUGGCUCCUCCGGAGCCUGUAUGAGAUGCAGGAGGAGCGGCUGGCACGGGAGGCUGUGCGCGGGCUGAAGGUAGGCCAUCUCAAGCUGACGUUUUGCGGCGUGGGCCCUGCCGAGUGUGCUGCCCUGGGCUUCGUGCUGCAGCACCUGCGGCGGCCUGUGGCCUUGCAGCUGGACUACAACUCUGUGGGCGACAUCGGUGUGGAGCAGCUGCUGCCCUGCCUCAGUGUCUGCAAGGCCCUGUAUUUGCGGGAUAACAACAUCUCAGACCGAGGCAUCUGCACACUCGUUGAACACGCUCUUCACUGUGAGCAACUGCAGAAGUUAGCUCUGUUCAACAACAAACUGACCGAUGGCUGUGCACACUCCAUGGCCAAACUUCUUGCAUGCAAGAGGAACUUCUUGGCCUUGAGGCUGGGGAAUAACCACAUCACUGCUGCGGGGGCCCAAAUGCUGGCCGAGGGGCUCCUGGGCAACGCCUCCCUGCAGUUCCUGGGGUUGUGGGGCAACAGAGUGGGUGACGAGGGUGCCCGGGCGCUGGCUGAAGCCUUAGGUGAUCACCAGAGCUUGAAGUGGCUCAGCCUGGUAGGAAACAACAUUGGCAGUGUGGGUGCCCAGGCCUUAGCACUGAUGCUGGAGAAGAACACCACACUGGAAGAACUCUGCCUGGAGGAGAACCAUCUCCAAGAUGAAGGUGUGUGUUCUCUGGCAGAAGCACUGAAGAGAAACUCAAGCCUGCGAGUCCUGAAGCUGUCCAACAACUGCAUCACCUACUUGGGGGCAGAAGCCCUUUUGCAGGCCCUUGCAAGGAAUGACACCAUUGUGGAAGUCUGGCUCAGAGGAAACACUUUCUCUGGAGAGGAAAUUGAGAGACUCAGCCACAGGGACAGCCGACUCUUGCUGUGAUGUCUCCAGGCGGAUGUUCCUUUGUUUGUUAGCAAGCCGGUGGUUUGGGCCCCAGAAGCUGGAUUACAUCUGACAGCAGCCUGUUCAGUCUGAACCCCCUUCUGCUCAGGGCUGAGUUUGUGUUCUGGGAACACACUAGGUCACCUUUAUUCUGGUGGAGGAAGGAGCAUCAGUGCCCUCCAGAACAGAAUUUUCCCAAACCUACUUUUCACAUUGGCUUCUCCAGAAUCAAUGCUGGGAAUGCCCCUCCUCCAUAGUAUGGGGCUGGCCUCCGGCUCAUCCUCUGGCCUCAUGAGGCAGACCCCCUCCCAUUCCUCUCAUGAAGAAGACAGGUAUUCAAGAAGCAUCUUUCUACCAGGUUGACUCAUAGACCGUCUAUCUGGGCCAUUCCCCACCUGAGGUUCCCUAUUUCCUUUGAGGUUGAGAUACAGAAUAUCAGUGAGCUCAGCUUUCAUAUUUUGCUUUCACACCUUCGACCCUGGCACCCAGGAUGGCAAGAGCUGCAACUUCGCCUGCUUUCUUUUGCAGUGCUUUAGAUAUUGUUGGAAGGGGACACAUGACAGCCAUUUGUUCCCCAAAACAUUCUGGAUUUGCAAGCAAAAUAUGACCACACUCCAGCUGGUUUCACAUGUGGACUUUUAUUUCCAGUGAAAUCAAUUAUUUUUCAGUUAAGCCUUUGGAAAUGGCCCCACUUUUAAAAGCUCCAAAUGCAGCUUUUUAAAAUUAAUCUGGGCCAGAAUUUCAAACGGCCCCACUAGGCUUCUAGUGGCUGCCUGUGAACUGAACUCUGACAACAGACUUCUGAAAUAGAUCCGUGAGAGACAGUUCCAUUUUAUAUGGGCCAGAGUGCUUUAGGGUAUACAGUUAUGGAUUUUAAGUUACAAGGGCAAAAUCAGGCUCUUCUUCCUAAGCAAACGUCUUUCUGGAUUAUUCAAAGCGAUGCAUGUUGAAGCACUUGUAAAUUGUCAGGUGCUGUACAGAUGUUAUUAUCUUAAACAUUAUUAUGUGUGAAAGUGGUUAGUAUUUAUAAAUUACUUUUUUCUACUCUCCUAAGUUUAUACUUUUAUAGACAACAUGACCAUGAACUUAUUGUUGUACAUAACCAUAGAGGAAUAAAUUAUUCAGUCACCACAGCCCUUUUCCUUGUGACAAAACAUUUUUAAAUAUUCCUAAAACUUGUUGAAUUUUAAAGCACAAUUUUCUGCUGGAAGGGGGGAAAAUGAUGUGUUCAACCAGAUAAUUUACUGCUUAAGGCAAAAGCAAUUCUUCAGAAUAAGCCAGCAAUCAAAACACAUUUGGCUUCCACUUAGAAAAGUCUAGCCCAGUAGGAAGGCUGUGCAGGAGCCUCCAGGUGCUCAGCCUAAAAGGCUGCAGCUCACUUGAAAAGGCCCCUAGGCCUCCCUCCAUCUCUCCAAGUGGCUCCAGAAGUCUUUAACAGGAGAAAAGUGGAGGGUAUUUGUGUAUAGCUCUUGGCUGCCAGUGGUCUCCGGUGCAGGCCUUGUAUUGGAAUAAUUCUUAGCUGCAUUUAAUGAGCCAGGGCUCAGGUGGCUGCUCACCAAAGUGAAAUUGCACUUCCUUGAAAGGUUUUGUGUGUUAGGGCCUCUUGGUACAGCGGCCUCUGCCUGGGCUCCUGGGCAUCUGUGUGUGUCUGUGGGCUCUUUGUUGUUGGUGUUGUGUUCUGUACACACCAUUGUUUCUGGGACAGAAGAUCAGAUGGGGAGGAAGAUGGAGAAGCAUCUGCCUUCUCCAGGAGCAAACGCAGUUGCCCAUUUGCAUAGCGCCACAUUGGGUUAUGAAUUCCUCUUAGUUCAUUCAGCAAUGAUUAACCGGUUAGUUAGGAAAAUCAGUGGAUGGACGAAACAGAUGUGGUCCCUGUCCCCAGGCACUUAGGAAAGAAAAGGUGGAGGGAGGGGCAGGCAGAAAACAAGUAAACAGAAAUAUACAUAAACUGAGGUCUUUGGCCUGUUGAGGGUUGUUCUGGGACAGGUUAUCUGAGGAGGUGCUGGGUAAGCUGUGACCCCAUGAAUGAGAAGGGGCUGCCCAUGCAAACAGGUGAGGGGGGCCAAGGA
This is a messenger RNA of Nycticebus coucang (slow loris), 5370 nucleotides long. It is a transcript of the gene NOD2, whose product is annotated as nucleotide binding oligomerization domain containing 2. NCBI's taxonomy places the organism in Eukaryota, Metazoa, Chordata, Mammalia, Primates, Lorisidae. The transcript is spliced from 12 exons. Gene Ontology annotation, biological process: regulation of apoptotic process. Bases 260 to 3301 code for a protein of 1013 amino acids. The record is from RefSeq and is a predicted model, not a curated record. Gene Ontology annotation, molecular function: protein binding.